GCAAUGGAUGUUGGAUUCACAUCAGUUAACAGAGACACGUUAGGGAUAGGACUUGUAAAUUCCAUGACUGACGCAUUAUGGUAAAUAGAUGGCAAUCACGACACAUUAGCAGACAGGGCAUGCCCUGUUCCUGCACCUCUUGAACAUUUUAAAAAUUACUACUGUCCAGAAAAACGAAAAAGAAAAAAGGUUGAUUGUUCUGUGUUGAAUGAAAAUAUACUGAGAAAUCAUGCGACAGCAAUGAUGGUGCUCUGUGAAAAGAGUUUUUUUCAGAGAGAGCAGUGGUCAGCUGUCAAACAGGUAUGUCACACCAUUCCAUAUUUGUUAAAUUUUUUAAGCUUUAAAUUGACUGGCAUUGUAAAUUUGUAUUACAGUGGCUUUAAACUUUUUAUAGACAUGAAAUAUACACAUGUAUAUUACAUUGAUUAUAUUUAUUGAAUGACAGUAAAACAUUCUUUGUGCAAAUUGAAAAUGUGUUUCCUGGUAUUUUUUAGGUUAUAUGUAGUUUGGCAGAAUCAUUGUCAAAGUAUGCCAACUACUUAUCAUCCAAAAAGUCACAAGACUCAAAGAAACCUAAGCAAGCCACUGAUAGAGAACAUUUUGAAGUGUUAAGACAAUCACAUCACAUUCAACCAGGUCCUGCUAGCAGAUACAAGAUGAUCCACAAUGCUGUUAUAGCAAGCAAGCCUUAUGAAAGCAUCCUUGUCAAUGACUAUUCACCAGGUGAUGCAAGGAGGCGCCAUGAAUUCAUGAAGCAAAUUGUGGUUCCUGUCAAAUGUAUUAAGUUCACUUAUAGUGGAAGCAAGGAGCACUUAGUUUUUAUUUGGAAAGUUGACAGUUCUGAUUCAGAGAGUCAGAUUCUUUCCAGAAAUAUGGAAAUUUCUUCAAGGUUACGAAAAAACUUACCCGUUUACCAUACACGAGCAAUGAAAAGAGAGUUUCUAAGCAUGUUUGGAAAACAGAUACAUGGGAAAACAGGGUUUCUUCGGGAAGCAUACAGACGUUUAACUGGUGAUAACUCUGCGAGUAUUAACUACACUACAAGUGAAAUGGACAAAAGAAUUUCUAAUAUUUUAGAAAUGGAGGAUUCUGAUCUGAUAUGUGAUCUGAGAGUCAACAGCACUGGUCAGCCAGAAAAAUAUGAAAAGUUUCUUGAAGAAUGUCAGAAUUACAUUGGUUCAAAACUGGAAACAGCUGUAGAUGAUAGAAGACAUGAUGCAGUGACAAAGGAUUUUGAUGUUGUAACACAUUUAGCAAAUGCAUUCUCAGUAAGAGAUUUUUAUGAACAGGUUGUUAGCAGGUGUCCGGAAAAUACACCUAUACCAUCUAAAGAAUGGCUACGUCUGCAGUUCUGGCCUAGAAAUUGUCAUUUUAAAAGUUCUGCAAGAUAUACUGGUAAACUUAAAGUGAAAUUUAUUAUCCAAAGUCGUCAGUUUCGAAAGUCACAUGAGGACAUGCAUUAUGCAUCUGCCUUAUUUAGAUAUGAAAAGGAAUUCUGUUUACGUUUUAGAGAGCACUGUAAUUUACUUUGUGUAGAUGAUAAACAUAAAGUUAAAGUUGGAGAGCCAGGAUAUCCAGUAGCAGCAGCUGAAAGAGGAAAAUCUGUUAUUGUAGCUAUGGGAAAACGAUUUGAAGUAAGUGAUCAUGACUUUACAAAAUUUUCUAUCACUCCAAGUGUGGCACUUUCUGUGAAAAUUCCUGAUUCUAUCGAGGAAACAUUUUAUGAUGGAAAAGUUUCAGUUUUCCUGAAAGAAUCUGUGUUUGAACCUUCGUCUCCUUGGAGGCAUGCUGCUGAAAUGCUUCAAGUAAUUGAUCAUGCAAAGCCAAUAGUGACCAUUUACAGCCAUGGUGGCCCUGAUCAUCGUGUUACAUAUGGUAGUGUUCAGCUUUCUCUCAUAAAUGUGUUUUUACAAGGUGACUUUGAUAUGGUUGUUGCAGUAAGAACACCUCCCUGUAAUAGCUGGAAAAACCCUGCGGAGCGUAUAAUGUCAGUUCUAAAUCUGGGGUUCCAGUCUGUAGGUUUAAUGUGGGCCAAUCUAGACCAGAAAUAUGAAAAGUUACUCACCUCUCUAUCAUCCAUGAAUCAAAUAAGGGACAAGGCUGAGAGUGAUAGCGGCAAGGGACUGGCUACUUAUGUGAAAGACUCUAUAGAACCAGUUAAGUCUCUGCUUUCUGGUGUAACAAUGCGCUUAAAAUGGAAAGACAAUAACCUUGAAUGCAAACAAUCUGCAACUGAUCAACAAAUACGGGAUCUUGCAUGGAACAUGACUGGUAUUGAUGACAUUGAUCCACUACACACCACGCAAACUGACCUUAAGAGCAAAUCUAAACUGCAGGACUUCCUAACCAAACACUGUAGAUUGCGCCAUUACAUGUUUUCUGUCAAAAAGUGUGGUUUAGCACCCUGCUUAAUUUGCAAAGCUCCUAGACUUCCUGAAGAAGUCUUUAAUGAUUUGUGUCACCUUCCUGAUCCUACACCAAGUGAUGGGGAGAAGUAUAAAUCCUUCAAUGAUGUUUACAAAACAAAUACAUCUGAAGACUUCAGACCUUCAUUAAAAGUAUCUCUGAAUGGACAGUCAGGAAUAUCUGCUCAUGGAAUGACCUUUUCUCCAUCUUCACAAUAUGCCAAAAAUGUGGAAAUGGUUAUAUUAUGUAGUCAGUGUGAAAAACCAAGAGUACUCUAUUGUAAAACUGUUGUCAGAGGUACUUCAAGAGCACAGUUACAGAGAUCUUUGAAUGAUUUGGAAUAUUCAUGUGGGUCAAGUUUUAUUGAUGUUGAAUGUGAGGACUCUCAUAUCUUGAAAAAAGAUUUGUCAGAAAAAAUUUGA
Ostrea edulis (European flat oyster) is the source of this 2828-nucleotide messenger RNA. RefSeq lists its product as uncharacterized. The transcript is spliced from 2 exons. NCBI's taxonomy places the organism in Eukaryota, Metazoa, Mollusca, Bivalvia, Ostreida, Ostreidae. The coding region runs from base 657 to 2828 and encodes 723 amino acids. The record is from RefSeq and is a predicted model, not a curated record.